AUGCAUUAUCAUGAGUGCAGCGUCUAUCUUCGUCUAUACUAGGGUUACUUUGUACUUUCACAUGGCAGAUGCAUGCGACCGCAGGAAUGGCAAACAACAGUCGGACUUUUUCUGAUGUGAGGAAUGUGAUCCUGUCAGCCCACAAAAACACAGGGGCCCAGGAUAAGGUUGGCUUCUAUGAAACCUGGGCUGAGGACUAUGAGCAGGAUGUAGCGCUGCUGGAUUACCGUGCCCCUUUGUUAGCGGCUGAGUGUGUGAGCUCAUUUUUCACAGGUGACAGAGAGAAGGCCACUGUCCUGGAUGUGGCCUGCGGAACAGGCCUGGUCUCUGCACAUUUAAAGCAAAUGGGGUUUCGUCACUUUGUUGGAGUAGAUGGAAGUUUGAGGAUGCUGGAGUUGGCAAAGAAAACUGGACUUUAUCAGCAACUUAUGCAGUGCCUGCUUGGUCAAGAUGAAAUUUCAGCUGAAACAUAUGAUGUUGUUAUAAUCGUUGGAGCUCUGAGCGUUGGGCAGGUGCCUUUGACAGUCGUCAGAGAGCUCUGUGAUCUUACAAAACCAGGCGGCUAUGUGUGCAUGACUACAAGAGGGAACGCUGAUAACCGGGAGUACAAGGCUGAGCUGGAGCAAAUGAUCAAAGCGCUUGAGGAAGAGCAGAAAUGGAGCCGUGUGACUGUUGUUGAGGUGGAGGAAUGGGAGAGAGCUGUUUCAGAAAAGGAAAGCGGGUACAUUCCAGGCACCAUUUAUCUGUAUCAGAAAAGUGUUUAGGAUUUUAGGAUCACACAAGGGCAACCUAAAUCUGCUCCGUAAUCCACACAGCUGUUCUACUGAAUUCUUAUUCCACCAGCAGGUGGUGGUAUUUUUUCAUAAAUCAUAGUAUCACUUGUUUUAAAAGUACUUGCGUUCCCAAGAGAAGUACCUGACCUGACAAGGAAUAUGUCAAAACAUGAUCCAUCUAUUUGUUUUGGCACUAAGUUAUUUCACCUGGAACUUGUACACAGUGCAGUCACUUGAAAAACUUUAAGGUUUUUGUUCAAGUAAAGUCCAUGAACCUAAAGGAUUUCGUGAGAAAAUGUCUAAGGCAUAUGGUUACAAAUCUACCAUUCCCCAGUUACAUCUAACCUUUCAGUUUGCCACUCCCCGAUACUCCGACCGCUAAACUUUUUGAAGCUGCCAUUUCCGUUGGUGUCAUGUGACAUAAAUAAAACACACAAACAAGGUUCGGUUUGGAUUUCUGGGUGCAUAAUACAGAUAUGAAUAUUUUAAAGGGACACAUUCCAGUUAAAAAGGUUGUUGAAAUCCAAUGAUUUUUUAAAAAAGGGUUAUGAUGUUGAAAUUGCAUUAUACUAUAUGUGCAUUAAUGAACAUCAAUACCUAACAGAGACCAUUAAAAUACUUUUCAUUUUGUGUUAUUUAGACAAUACUUCUAGCACAGACAGAGAUAAAUGUACAUGUGCAAAUAAACAGAUUACAAAAUUCCACA
This is a messenger RNA of Ctenopharyngodon idella (grass carp), 1479 nucleotides long. RefSeq names its product methyltransferase like 27 (gene mettl27). The transcript has 6 exons. The record is from RefSeq and is a predicted model, not a curated record. Lineage: Eukaryota; Metazoa; Chordata; Actinopteri; Cypriniformes; Xenocyprididae. Bases 69 to 764 code for a protein of 231 amino acids.